GUAUGUGGGUAAGGUAUAAGGACAAUUUUUCUUUAUCAUGAAGAGACUAAAUAAUUAAAAGAAAAAAGGAAAAAGGUAUCCUAAGCUGGGAGACAAGGAGACGAAGACGGAGGGAAACAGUAAAAUGACAGAUUAGGCAUAUAAAAUGGAUACAGAUUACAAUGAAAAAAUAAUAAGGGUUUUGAAGAAGUUACUGGAGUCCGAUUUUAAAAUAAAAAAUGAUGUGUACCUCAAUUCAUUACUGACCCACCUGACGAAAGAGCCAGAAAAUGGUUGCGACGAGGCCUGGAGAACCGACAUAAAUCAGUAUGUCUCGUGCUGGAUAGGGGAUGCCGUUACUCAGUGGGAAAAGUUAGGAGUGUAUUCGGCCCCGGCAGUUUUAUCGUUCACAUUGAAUAUAGCCAGUUACAUAUGUAAAGAUGAACAAACAUUUGUGAUGCUGAACAGCCGUAAUAUUUUCGAACGUCUAAUUACACUGAUCGGUAUAAAGAAACCGACCACCGACCCGUCUGUAAAACUAGGAUACAUUCGACUGAUUUCUUCGUUUCUAGAUCACAAGUCGGGUCUACAAUGGAUUAUUUCUACAAAUUAUUGGGCGGACAUAAUGUGUUUAACUUUAAAAAAUCAAACAUUGUACAUUACAAAAGAAGGUUAUCGGUUCGUAACGGCAUUGUUAAGAAAGUCUAUAAAAAUAAACGAGAGUUUCUGUCACAACGUUAUACAACUCAUUGUGGCCCCGUUGAGUACAAAUUCUCCUUGCGUGUCCCCUAGUGCAGUGACAAACGUUUUGGAAGUGAGAGACCAAGCGAUCUACCAGUCUCUGUGUACCAGUUUAAUGCUGCUGACUGAGAUUUUACAACUAAUGUUGGAAGACAUUAAUUCGGACAAUAAUCACAAGGUAGUGAUGAUCUUUAUUGAUAAGUUCAGUUUGGAACAGAAGUUAAGGAGUUUGUUGGUUGUAGCACAAAAUGAAGAAUUUGUAUUCGAUUUGUACAAACUGCUGUUCCUCAUCACAAUGUUCGAGUUGUACGAUCGGUUUUCCGGAAAGAAGAUUAUAGAUGUCGAGUCGGCAAGUGAUAAAUCAUCGAAAGUGUUUAAUAUAUUCUCAGAAAACGUCCACAGGGGAUCAGUGAUUAAUAUUUUGAAAUUGACUUAUACGGGAUACAUUUAUUGGCAGUGUAUCGGAAGGUUCAUGCCAACCUGUGUAAGGAAUGUCGACGAUCCCGUACCCUUACUCUUUGAAAAUCAGUUGCUGAUGUUGCAGUUAUUCCCAAUCAUUUCGGUCAGUUUGAGAUUGUUAGGGGAAAAAGAGGCGGAAGAGAGACUGUCUGAAGACGAAGUGCGUGAACAUUACGUGGACCAACUCUUAAAAAAGUCUAUUCAGUCCACUGUGAGAAUAUUCUAUUUAUGGAGAAAUUACUUGGCAAACAACCCCUACAUGUUUGACCAUGCCACUUUGGCAUUAAAUUACCUAAUUAAGUCGAAGUCAAGGUUUACGCGAGAUCAGGGCGUUGCAGCCUUCCAGACGCUGAUAUACUGCUUGCAGGAUAUAAUUAAUUCGCUAAAAAUGAAACCCGAAAAUAUUUUAAUGUUAGCUAAGGAAUACAAUUAUAUGGCGCUGCUUUUGGACGCUAUUGCGAUUUUUAUUAACGAGUUUAAUUUCACCUGGAGGGACAGUUUGGAGUCCAUCUGUGUCAUGAACCUGGCGUUUGAAUUUCUGAGCAUACCGACGUGGCCGACCAAGUUGGUCGUGAAGGGUCUCAAGCUAGUAAACAUAUCGAUAGCGAAAUACCUAACACCCAACAUGGCCCUACUGAUAGAUAAUGUCCGAGAUUCCACAAUGUCAGCAGUUGGACCCCUGUUGUACGCCAAGCUACACGACCCCACUUGGGAAAUCAGGGACUCGGCUCUCGAAGUACUCUGCACGAUAUCACACAAUGCAUUCAAGAAAUUUCCUUCUUUCCGGAAUAUCGUCCUGGACGCCGACCUGCCAUCUUUGAUUUUGAAAAUGGCUUUGCUUGAUGGCGAGUCUUUCGUCAGGGCUACGGCUGUGAAAUGCCUUCAGGAAAUGGUGAAACUGCAAGCGUUCUGGAAUAACUUGUUGGAAAGUAGCAACGUACAUGAAAAAAUAAUCCAGAUCCUUCAGCACGAAACGGAGGGCAUAGUGCGAUGCGAAGCAGCUUCCCUGGUGGUUGAUAUCUACAAACAUCGCGACAUUCCGAUAGAGACGCUGACCAAAUACUACGAUAUAAUGACCCACGCGGCCACCGCAGACCUGCACUGGGAGGUGAAAGUGAACGCGUUGAAAUUCUGGGAAAGUGUCAUCCAGCACCACUUGACGCACCAAGGUAUGAUAGACGGCUGUUUUCCAAAGGUGACGUUCUCCAAGGAGCACCGGAAAAUUGUCACGUUGAACGAGCCAGAGGUAAGGAAAAGACUGAUUAAAAUUCUGCAUCAACUAAGCGAGACGGGGUGUCUGGCGGUGCUGAUAACGACGCUGCAGGACGACUGCGAUUUAGAGGUAUCGAAAACUGCGACGGCGAUCAUCCAAAAAUUUUCAGAGUUGCUGAAGAAUUACAAAGUACACUCUUCCGAUACGAGUCUGAGUACUCCACCCAGUCCUCUCGGUUCGUUCAACGUCGCGCCGUCACCGCCUUACUCAAACGCCAUACCCGGCACCUCGACCGGUUCCAGUCUGAAUAUGUCGCCCAUGUCCCAGCUGAGCGACGGCGGGCAGCAAAACAGCUGCGCGAAUCACUUCGAGGACAUCACGGAUUCUAUCCUGGACGAGAUCAUCAACUCCCAGGAUAUGUGUCUCCUGCAGGACAUGUACAACCCGUCAGAUCAAAUGUCUAAUAGUAGUUUAAAGCUGAGGUUUAGGCGGGUGAUGACGCCGAGCGAUUUUUUGAGGUUCGUCGAUACCGACCUCGACGCGCACGCCAACGACAAGGCGAAGUGGCUGAGGGGGAUGGACGCGUUCGAGUCGUUAUUAGACGACAUACUGAAGGAAUACAACAGCAGCGAUGUGAAUAGUAUGGACUGCUACUAGUUUGUAGGUUUGUUUUGCUCUAGGAUAAACGGGCGAGUGUUUGCUUCAUUGUGGUCGAUUUAGUUGUAAGUAAGAUACGGGUGGUUUUGAAGGAAGCUUCCGUAAAUUCAACAGCUGAUGGAACAUCAAAAAGUAAGCCCAUUUUUUCCUGUCGACAUAUCCAACAUUUGUUACAUUGAAAUUUUGUACCGGUAAGUUUCGAGAAUUUUUGAAAGUCGACGUUAGUUUUCAAGUCUCCCGUAGGGGUCGCUAGCUGCAAUUUAUCUCGGUGCCAUUUUUAAGACGAAUUUUUUGAGGUUAGGUUUUUUACGUUUUGUGUUUCAACACACAAAAAGGUUCUCCCUGUAGUACUGCUCUUUUUAUCAAGUACAUUUCAUCAAAGUAAAAUAAAUCUUAUUGUCAGAGCUUUUAUUUAUUAAAUGCAAUAUUACUAGCAAUAAGACGAUAUAUCGAGAAAUUCACAGUGCGGCAGAAUGUGUUUGAAAAAAAAGCGAGGAUUAUCGUAAUUAACAAGAGUACCUUUUUGCUAAAAAUCAAAUUUUAGUUUGUGACAUGCAAUUUUAAUGUAGGAAACCUAACCUCAAAAAAAAAGUCUUCAUAUGUUACGGAAAGAUUGCAGUUAGCGACCUCUUCAAGAUAUCAAAUUUGUUCCCCUACAAAUGGUCCAAUGUAAAAUGAUGUUAUUUUUUUUGUACUAACAGCUUCUGAAUUUACGACACUUUUUUUCAAUAUAGCCAUUAUAAAACACUUAAAGGUAUCGGAUGUUUUUUGAAAAUCUGGAAGAUGGAGAAGAAAUUUCAACAAACUAGGCGAAAUAAUCUAAAAAUUGAUUUAGGUUAGAAUUUAUUUACUGAUCCAAAUUUUGUACAAAUGUUGAUAUGUUUACUGUUCAUUACGCAACACUUUAAGGGUUUUUUAAUACUCUAUUUUUUUUUAUAUCAUUUCAAACGUUGGAACAAAUUAAUUUGCUUUAAUAAAGUUUUAUUUGUCAUAAUUUUUUUAUUCCUAAUGUGACGGAAAUUGCCGUAUUUCCCGGUAUAUACAGGGUGAUUCAGUCAUAUCCAAAAUAAAAAUUCUGGAUGGACUCUUACAAAUACAAUUUUGUAAAGAAA
This is a messenger RNA of Anoplophora glabripennis (Asian longhorned beetle), 4161 nucleotides long. RefSeq lists its product as uncharacterized. Gene Ontology annotation, cellular component: nucleus. Gene Ontology annotation, biological process: DNA damage response; cell population proliferation; positive regulation of protein phosphorylation. Lineage: Eukaryota; Metazoa; Arthropoda; Insecta; Coleoptera; Cerambycidae. The record is from RefSeq and is a predicted model, not a curated record. Bases 146 to 3049 code for a protein of 967 amino acids. The transcript is spliced from 6 exons.